This is a messenger RNA of Spodoptera exigua (beet armyworm), 565 nucleotides long. The record is from the annotation of a GenBank genome assembly. Lineage: Eukaryota; Metazoa; Arthropoda; Insecta; Lepidoptera; Noctuidae.
UUGGUGUGGACGCAGUGAAUGUGGAUACAUUUCUUCGUAAUUUGUUUUUUUGUAUGAGCUUUCGAUUUAAUUGUUGGAUCAACAUGAAUAUUGUUGGGUAUAUUGUGGCGUUAACCAAUCUACAAGCAUUUGGAGGUCACAAACCUGAUCUAAAAGGUGUAUCCCUGUCAAUAGGAAACUUCACUUCACUGGCAGAAGAACUGAAGAACUACCCAGAAUUUAACAAGGAUGGCUUCCAGAGGAAUCGUAUAUACCGCGUUGGGAACAUGGGAUUGUAUUUAUCGAACAACUUCAGAGACUAUUACCUCCAUGGGAUAGGCAAUCCUGAUGAUGAAGGGACAGUUAUCACGUUUACUUACAAGAAUGGGGACGACGGUGUUGAUGGACCCAUUCUAUCAAACUACACCCUUCUCAUUCGUAAGAAGGAUAUGCCUGAAGAUUUGGUGAAGCCUGUACUUCGAGAUCAUAAUAUACAACAUAAUAUGAAUAUUCGCCACCCUAUAAAUGUAUAAAUUUUUAAAUUAUUAUUUUUUUUAAUUUAAAAAUUCUUAUUUAUAAUGACCCG